UCGUGAAGUUGGGGCGGUCGUGCACCUGGAUCUGUUGGCAAUGCCGUUGGGGAUAGGGAGUUACAAUUUCAUCUUUGAUGCGCGGGACAACCUCUCGGGGUUUGUGGAUGGCCAGGCCAUUCACACGAAGACUGGGGAAACGCUGGUCCAAUGCAUCGAAAAGUAUUACAUACGCUACCCCUUUGUUUCCAGGUUCGUGAUGGACAGUGGGUUUGAGUUCACCUGUGCUGAAGUGAAGACUCUUUUGAAGAGACUUCAGCAGCAGUUGUUCCAUGCGUCCGUCACUGCGGGUAUGACAUAUACCGUACUCAACGACUUCUGCAUCGCGUUUGGGGUGGCACCUGUGCACAAGCCUACUUUUUACAGUUGCAUGCGCGGUGAGCCGAAUGUGUGUGAAGGUUGGAAUGCAAAGGUUGUCAGGCAUAGCGUGCGGUAUUGCGACUUGGCCAUUGACACGGUUAUGCGAUCAGGGAGACCCGUCACUUUGAUGGUUGACGGUCGCUACGACUCGGCCAGGUCUGCGCAGCAUUGUAGUGUUACCGCGAUUGAGUGUGAUACUCGUCUUGUGGUGGGUGUUCACACUCUUCGGCCAAAAAAUGAGGGAAAGGCGUCGAACCAACUUGAGGUUCCUGCUGUUGUGCGCCUGUUGAGAGGCUUGUUGUCAAGGGGGUUGAAAAUCCGGUGUGUUGUCUCCGACGAUUGUGCUGCAUUGGGUCCACAGUUGGAGCGCCUAGGUAUUGAAUGGCAGAAGGAUAGCCAUCAUAAGGUAAAAAACAUUCGCAAGGCAUUUAGAAAAGUCGUGACACUGCCAAGGAAAUUGAACAACCCUUAUCAGUGCGUGUCGGAAUCUCAGUUUAUGCAGUUCACGAAGAAGGAGUUGUUGGAUGCCUUGACGGACCGUUUUGGACCAGGGUCUUUGACGGCAAAAGAAGAACGAUUGAAGAAGAGCGACUUCGUUGCUCUUGUGAUGAGCAAAAUGUACCCAGAUGAGGGCGGCGACUUUGUCACUCGACACAAUGAUGUCAUGAUGAUCGCCGACCAUUGGGCCGGGGACCACACCAGGUGCGUUGCGGACAGAGAGUUUCUAUGCUCAAAGGCGGGUGGCCCAUCUCGGCUGCCUCUGUACACGCACGACGACCCCGUGUAUGACAUCAUUCGCCAAACGUUGGGCAGGCAUUGCAGCACGACCGUUUGUUCGUACUACACGGAGUUUUGUCACACGUCAACGGUUGAAACCUUCCAGGGCACAAUCAUCGUUUACGCGAAGAAGGCCUUGCACUUUGAGAAGUCGUAUGAGCUGCGUCUGGCGAUUGCAGUCAUUCGAUGGAACAGUCAUGCAUGGCAGGAUCCCUUGGAGUAUCGUGUCCGUAGGCCUUCUGGGACUUCGAUUCGUCCAAGACCGAGCCACUAUCGUCACAAUCGGCCACCUACCAAUUCGUGGAUGGAUCGGCUGUCCACGUUCAUCUUCGGUUCAAAAUGUGUUUAUGAUUGGGCUCGACGCCUUCUCGAGUACGACGACUGUGAUGUGUCGGGCGAGGUCGGGUCCUCGACACCUCCUCUGCCUCGCGAUCUUUUUUGCAGAGGAGAGGAUACCAUUGCCCGUGACGAGGACGACGUUGCUUCAACUGCAGAUCCUGACGUUGUGGGGGAUGAUGAUGUUUUCAUCCUUGGCGACAGGGAUGGGCUGCCUGGACCGGCGGAUGCCGUGUCCAAUCGAUCAUGUGAUUCUCUAUCGGACGCAGAUGAUGUCGAGUUGUUCGACGACUGGCAUUAUGUUAUGUCGUAGAAUCUUGUACAUGCGACUUUUAUAAUUGCUGGCUUUUUAG
Messenger RNA from Chara braunii, 1826 nucleotides. NCBI's taxonomy places the organism in Eukaryota, Viridiplantae, Streptophyta, Charophyceae, Charales, Characeae. The record is from the annotation of a GenBank genome assembly.